Haliotis rufescens (red abalone) is the source of this 1232-nucleotide messenger RNA. RefSeq lists its product as uncharacterized. Lineage: Eukaryota; Metazoa; Mollusca; Gastropoda; Lepetellida; Haliotidae. Bases 8 to 922 code for a protein of 304 amino acids. The transcript is spliced from 5 exons. The record is from RefSeq and is a predicted model, not a curated record.
GAUUCGAAUGAUGGUGUGUUCAAACAUUGUAUGGGGAUAUAUUAUCUCUUGUGUUUUAACAACGAUAGGAUCAUCCCUAAAAACUCCCCUCCCAGGUCAGAGAAGAUGUCUUGACAUGAGUAACGCUGCUGGAGAACAGGUCUCGCUGAGAUGCAAGUCGAGGAAGAACAUCAUAUUUGGCAUCAAUGUCAUGUGCUUCACUAACAGCAGCACCGGCGACACCACCAGCAUCAGACGAAGAAGGUUUGACAGCAGCAGCACCAUCACCAGGGGGAAGUGUGGGGCCCAGUGUUCGGGCUAUCAGCUCGAUGUCCUGGCCGCAUCCUACGACUGCUACUGGAAGGCAGCCUGCAACAUCACGUGGUCCACGUCCCCCAUCCUGAAAUCACCCCACGGAAACUGCAUCAUGAAGGUCCCGUCAUACCUGUCUGUGAGGUACAAGUGUAUAAGGAAAAAACGAGUUUACUUCCUGAGCAACAACCUCGGACAUGGUCUUGCUCACAGAACCCGGAAGUCGUCAGACUACGGGAUAAUCGUGAGCCACGAAAACUACCCCUGGGUUUACAGGACUGGGGGGAUAAGCACCAUGACUCUUUCACCAAAGGCGAGGAGGAAACGAAACACAUCGCGGGCGAAUAAGGUGCUCAUUACCGUCAACGUCCUCGAUAUCGGCCAGCAUGACGCCGUGGUUGUCAACAGCAGCAGCACGACACAGAUGCUGGUCAAGGGCUCCUCCAUCGUCCUGGACAACACGGAGACGUUCUCGGUCCAGUUGCUGGUCAGCUCAGAGGACUCAUCAAGGCAGGGAUUUCUGCUUUGCUUCUACUGGGCAAGGAAAUGUGAGAAUAUUUCAGGGAACAACGCAUGCAAGAUUGUCAGGUCCCACAAAAGGCGGAGACGAUUACGUCGAUGCGAAGGAUGAUCGGCAUUUUACACACAUCUGGUUGUCAUAGAUACGUUCGGCGGACAUGAUCAGGUCAUCAUGCAUGCAUGAGUGGGUAUUGUUUUGCGCCGCUUUGGACAGCAUUUCAGUUAUGUCAGGGCGUGUCAGCUGUGGACGAAAAUCGAAUGUGAUGUUUGUUACUUUUGGAAACAUGAUCUGUUAAGAUGAUCACAGAACAGCUAUUAUAUUCAGGAGAGUCUGAAAUUUGAAGUCUCAGGACACGGAUCAAGCACACAAAGGGAUUGUUUUUCCAGCGUCAGUAUUGCGUGUCACAGCAAUGUGUUCGUGA